AUGGGUGGUGAUGGUCCGACAGCGUUGCAACAGCUGAGGGCCGUGAUGGUCCCCUUCACAGCCACAAUAGUCAUCCCAACGAUUAUCAUCUUGCGCUACUCUACCAGAGAUGCCGCCAUCUUGCGAGGUCACAAGUACGGACAGGCCAUCGUGAGGUUCGUCGGAUCAGCUGUGUGGGCUGCUGGAGUCAGCGUGCUCUUUGCCUCCAUCGCCUCCUUCCACAAGCAGGGCAAAGGAACACUCGAGCCCUGGGCCCGCCCCAAGCACCUGGUCGUGACGGGAUUGUAUGUCAGGAACAGCAUGUACCUGGGAGUCUUUGCCAUGCUGCUGGGUGAGGCGUUUAUCUUUAACAACAAGAACCUGCUCCUGAUGCUGCUGAUCUUCAUGGCUGUGCAAGCCAUCAAUGUGCCGCUGCAUGAGGAGUGGGUGCUCCGCAAGAGCUUUGGCGACGAGUUCACUGAGUACUGCAAGAAUGUGCCCCGGUGGAUUCCUCGGCUGCACCCCUACACACCAGCCAAGAGAGAUGAGUGA
Molecule: messenger RNA, 531 nt
Organism: Coccomyxa subellipsoidea C-169
Lineage: Eukaryota; Viridiplantae; Chlorophyta; Trebouxiophyceae; Coccomyxaceae
Exons: 3
Coding region: 1-531 (176 amino acids)
Source: RefSeq, a predicted model, not a curated record